AUGACUACGCAAAAUUUCGACCCCAACAGGGCACAGAAUCUGCCAGAGAUCGAAAAGCAGAUGGCAGUCAAGUGCGUGGAGCACGCUCAGAUCUACUGGAACUUGCUGGAGAAGAUGGAGCCAAAGUCUUUGAGGCUGACCAAGUUGGACGACGAAAUCUAUGCUCACCUAGAAGAGGCUUUCCCUGAUCUUAAGGAGGGAGGAUCAGGCAGCGUUGCGAAGCUCGACGAGGAACUUAUGAAGAGCCCUUCUGGCAAAGAAAGGUGGAGAGAAUUCAUCAACAAGUAUGAGAACAAGGGUGAGUGUCGAAAGACAGGGCUCCAUUUGCCUGCGGCAAGCUCUGCUGCUCGCAUCAUCUUGAUGCCCCGAGCUGGACUGGCGGCGCACGAGAGCCAUCACGCUCGUCCCUCUGGUCUUAAAACGCCGUGCCCGGACAGAUCGGCGUGGGUCGCGUGGCAAUAGGGUGUAUGCGAUGUCCAAAGGAAUGCAUCUCUUCCAGCUUGCUUACGAGCGCUCUGUAUGGAGCAAAUGACAGCGUUCGAGCUGUCGUCUUUUCAACCUCAGCUCUACUGACCAUGCUACGCCCCGCUCCUUCGCAGUUGCGGAUUACAACUUCGGGACUUUGAUUCGCACCGACGCCGCUGAGGAAUACACACAGUACAACACAACUUUUGGUGAGUUUCUCGCUCCAAUGAGGCUCGGGUGCCACACAGGCAAAGGAAUCGGUCAGCAGCGGCCGAUCCUCGACCCUGGUGAUCGAGCUCACGCUUCGAAAGCUACAUGCCCCUUCUCUCCCAGUCACGCGCAUGCAAUUCUACGCCUACGAGAUCGCACGAAACAGGCGAGGCCUCAAUGACUGGGUGUGAGUAUUGUGCAUAUUUGUAAAACAUCAGCAAGAGGGUUCAGAAGCUGAGUCGUUCCAUGUCUAUGUGUCUGGAUGCAUUCGUAGACGAACAAAGGCUAUCGAGGAAGCGGAGGCCGAGAAAGCCGUGAGUUCUGUAUGCUGCACCGCGACCGAUCAAUGCCAGAUCCCAGCGUUGAAAUUGGUUCCGCUUGAUGCAGAAGAAGGGCAAGAAGUGA
Messenger RNA from Ceraceosorus bombacis, 1080 nucleotides. Lineage: Eukaryota; Fungi; Basidiomycota; Exobasidiomycetes; Ceraceosorales; Ceraceosoraceae. The record is from the annotation of a GenBank genome assembly.